UUUUGGUUAAUAAUAUAAUCCCUAAAAUUUCUAUUUUCAAAAAUGUCACAAUCCAGUUCCAAUUUGAAUAAGCAAAAAAAUUUGUUUCUUUAUUAUGAAAAUUACUGCUUGUUCUGUUCCACCGUCAUUUUGAGGCUGAGAAACCAAGUUCUUGCUUCUUUAUCCUCUUCUCCUUUCUAUAAUCCUUUGCCAUAGCCAAACCCUAGCUUGAAGAAGAAGAAGAAGUAGCUUUGUUGUUUGUGAGGUUUGAAGGGUUCUCAAGAAACAGGGGACUUCUUUGAGCAUGUCAUUGUCUCAAUGCGACUCCAUUCUUUGUCCAGUGAUUCUCCCAUUUCUUCCCCUGACUCUAAACCCAAAUCCCCAAUUUCUAAUUUGAUUGACUUCACUUUGUUGCUUUCAGACGAGCUUCUUCUUCGUGUUUUCUCCAAAUUGCCUGAUUCUCAAAGAAACUCCAACUUUCUUGUUUGCAAGCGUUGGCUUUACUUGCAGGGUCGUCUUGUACGGUCUCUUAGGGUUACGGAUUUUGAAUUUCUUCUCUCGGGUAGGUUGGUUUUGAGGUUUCCUAAUCUUAAUCAAGUGGAUUUGGUAUCUGGGUGUUGGGUUUCUUCUAGGAAUUCGAGUAUUUUGUUGAGUCAUGGUGUUCUUUCGAUGCAUAUUGAUCCUUGGUUUUUGCUCUGUUCGAAUGUUGGUGACAAUGUUGUAUUGGAAAGUGUGUUGAUUGAUAGAGGGUUGAAGGUUUUAGCCACUGGUUGUCCAAACUUGCGCAAAUUGGGGCUUGUUGGUGGUAGUGAAUUGGGGUUGUUGAAUGUGGCUAAGGAAUGUGAGCUUUUGCAAGAACUUGAACUGCAUAAGUGCAGUGACUGCAUUCUUCAAGGAAUUGCUGCGUUUGAGAAUCUUCAAAUACUGAAGUUAGUUGGGAGUGUUGAUGGGUUCUUUACCUCUUUGGUGACAGAUAUUGGGCUGACUAUUGUAGCUCGAGGCUGUAGAAGAUUAGUGAAGCUUGAGCUUAGUGGGUGUGAAGGGAGUUUUGAUGGGAUUAAAGCCAUUGGGCAGUGUUGUCAAAUGUUGGAGGAAUUGACACUUUGUGAUCAUAGGAUGGAUGAUGGCUGGCUGGCUGGGCUUCCAUAUUGCGAGAAUUUGAAGACUUUGAAGAUCAUGUCGUGUCAGAGGAUUGAUGCAAAUCCUGGUCCGGAUGAGUAUUUGAGCUCCUGUCCUGCUCUUGAGCGGCUGCAUUUGCAAAAUUCUCAAUUGCGAGAUAAAGUAAGUGUAAGGGCUUUAUUUAUGACUUGUGGGGCUGCAAGGGAGAUUUUGAUCCGGGACUGCUGGGGAUUGGAUGAUGACAUGUUCAGCUUUGCAAAUAACUGCUGGAGGGUGAAGUUACUUUUGCUUGAAGGAUGUUCGUUGUUAACGACUGAAGGAUUGGAAUCUGUAGUUCUCCAGUGGAAGGAGCUUCAAAGCCUCGAAGUCAUAUCGUGUAAGAAUAUAAAAGAUAGCUGCAUCUCUCCUGCUCUUUCUGAAGUCUUCUCAGUUCUUAAGAAUUUGAAAUGGAGGCCAGAUACCAAAUCACUUCUCUCGUCGAGUCUGAUCGGGACUUGUAUGGGAAAGAAAGGUGGGAGGUUUUUCUAGCAAACAUGAGAUUGGACUUGCUACAUGGUGUGCUUAGAAUGUCCAUGUUGCAACUGUCAAUUGUUAGCUCAAACAUACAUAGCAUAGUGGUUUAUAUAAUGAAGAUAGGUGGUUAGAUUAGAUCUUCAAUAAAAGAAAGUACAUUUUAGUUUCCAGUAUCACUUAGAAACUAACCUGACCCCCAGUUCACGUAAUUGCUAGAACUUUGACUUUCCAAGAGCAUAGUAAAGUUUAGCUACAUUAUUAAAUGAUUUAGCAAUGUUAUAUGCCAAUUAUUGUACUGGGGAUUAUUUGAAUUGUAAAGAAUUGUUCUUCUAGUAGGGAAAUGCACAAAUGCAAUGGAUUGAUCCUUGGAACAUA
Messenger RNA from Cucumis melo (muskmelon), 1986 nucleotides. Its product is annotated as F-box protein At5g07670-like. The transcript has 2 exons. Gene Ontology annotation, cellular component: SCF ubiquitin ligase complex. The record is from RefSeq and is a predicted model, not a curated record. Gene Ontology annotation, biological process: SCF-dependent proteasomal ubiquitin-dependent protein catabolic process. The coding region runs from base 298 to 1626 and encodes 442 amino acids. Gene Ontology annotation, molecular function: protein binding. NCBI's taxonomy places the organism in Eukaryota, Viridiplantae, Streptophyta, Magnoliopsida, Cucurbitales, Cucurbitaceae.